AUGGUCCCUGAACAUUCUCAUAUACUGCAAAUAUGUGACUAUAUCAAUUCCCACCAAUUGACUCCAAAGAAAUUCUUCCACGCUUUCCUACAGAACAACGACUUGAACGCCAUCGAUCGCCGCAAGAAAUGGUACGGAAAGGGGCUACCUUCGACGAUGGAUCUCCUCAAGGUGUUUGUAGAAGUUUUGACCAAGAAAGAAGAAGGCAAGAAGAUGUGGCAUGAGUUUGUACUGGAGCAUGCGAUUGAAAUUGUCAAACAACAGCAGCCCAAAAGUGGGUAUUAUCCACAAGGCUCUUUCCUGAGCAGUGCUGCAGCUACUGCCUCUUUCUUCAGCGAAGAGUCCAAGCAGAGUUACAACGAUCAGUAUAUCGUGAAAAGUAUGCCUUUCCUCCACAACCUUGUGUUGGGGGCACUAUCGACCUCGGUUUCAAACAACGAUCCUAUUCCGACUGAGGCUGAUGAAACCCUGGUUGCAGCACAAGCUCAGGAUGAUCAGCAAGGGCUUGACUUGGAGGAAAUUGCUUAUGGCUCACCUCCCACCCCUCAGCUACGUGCAACAUCCAGAUUCCAAUGUAUUUCAAAAAUGGUUUGUGGAAUGGUCGCAUUUACAAGAAACCGUCGGCACAAUGGGAUGCAGCUACGAAAUGGGAUUCAGCUUCUUGCUUGUGGCGUGACCGAACGUGUCAAUCAAUAUUUAAUGUACCAUGGAUUGUCUUGCAGUCGUCGAACGGCAAUGGCUGCAAUCAACACACUAUCUUCUGAAGCAGAAAUGAAACUUAAAGAUCUUUUUAGGAAUGCUUUCCGAAAAUUUCCAAUUGCACCAAUUAUCUGUAUUGAUAACUUGGAUAUAGAGGAAAGGGUCCACACCCACUCAACUGGACACCGUAAUCACACCUUUCACGGAAAAUGGGGCUAUGUUCACCUGCCCUCCGAUGAUCUACUCAAUAGCCUGGACAUGGAUGAAAUCAACCUGACUACUUUUCACUCCGCCCUCAAGAAAAUCCCGUCCUUUCAAGUGGAUCCCUACAUGUUCAUGCCAACCCUUGAGUCCGAAGUUAGCUACAAAGCCGUGUGGAAGUCGCAGAUUGCACAUGUUCUGUCCCAAUAUCUAGCCAGCCCCUCCGACCCAUCACAAGCAAUCAACAUAAACCCUCCCGAAGUUGAUCCGAUCUCAAGUACACCCCCAAAGAUACAUAUGCUCAAACUGAUGGAAGCACCUGAAAACAGUUCGGAAGGUAUUGGACAUGUUCUUGAUUCAGUGGCUGAACAGGCUGGCUUAUCUCCCGAGGAGUUUUUCAGUAAAAUGCUACUCUUCGAUGGCGAUUUGGCAACCUGUCGGAACUUCAACAGUCUCAAGUUUCUAUGUAACCCAAGUGAAUAUCCUCGACACAGUCUUCAGAACGUCUCCUUCCAGCUUGGUGCUUCACAUACUUUAUGGAACAUUGCACAAUGUAUAUUUAAAACUCACUUUGGCAAUCCCGAGAGCUCUUUGGAUACAGGUGCAUGGCGUGUUUUGCAUGCACUCGGUGUUCCACAUGAAAGAGCGAUGCCUAAAAAAAAAGAUUACACUCUCAUGCUUAAAUAUAUUGAACGAGUUCAUGAGGCAACUAUUCUGUAUUGUCUGAAGGUGGUCAUGAAAACCGACUUGGAUCCUGUGAUGGCUUUUGAUGGAAAAAACCCGAAACCAACCAUUCCCACUGCAAAAUACAAUCAAAUCAUUGAGGAUGUCUAUGCCCGGUUUUGUACUGGUGAGGCUCGGGCCACAGCUUACGAACGAUCAUCACCGAAGCUCAACAACCUUCUUCUGCGCCUCCAUGAAUUCUCCACCGUGGUUGAAGCGGACCGUGCAAUGAAGGCUGGAGAUAUUGGUCGCCUUAUGAAUGUGUGGAAGAUGUGGGCUGUAAUGAGCCAAUCUUUGAAGGGAUUACGCAAUUACUCAUUGUACCUCCCCCGAUUGAUUGUGUUUCUUAACGAGAUCCUCCCCGGUUCAUUGGGAAAACUUUUUCGACACUCCCUGCUCUUUUCUCCAUCGGGUCGGCCAAAUCACUUUGUCUCUAAAGACUUCUAUCUUGAAAUCCAGAACUACUGGCUUAAGUUUGUAUUCAACAACAGCGGGAUAGGAACUGAUGUGGAUCGACUCAAAGACACAUACUCAUUAAACAUCCACCUGGGAUAA
This is a messenger RNA of Puccinia graminis f. sp. tritici CRL 75-36-700-3, 2178 nucleotides long. RefSeq lists its product as uncharacterized. The record is from RefSeq and is a predicted model, not a curated record. The transcript has 5 exons. The coding region runs from base 1 to 2178 and encodes 725 amino acids. Lineage: Eukaryota; Fungi; Basidiomycota; Pucciniomycetes; Pucciniales; Pucciniaceae.